AUGGCGAAACUCCCCGUCCUCCGCGCCCCCCACCUCCCACGCACACUAAGCCACUCCCUCGCAGACAACGCCAAGCACCUCGACUCCGCCUACGCCGACCUCGAGCGCCUAGCAGACACGCCCGUAGGCACCGACCCCGCCCGCACAGCCAUCAAAGCGUACAUCGCGCAACGGCGCGCCUACAACGAAGCGCUGAGAGACUUGCCGCUUAAUAACGGCGCACUCGACGCAAGCGCGGCCGCGUGCAUGCGCGCCGUCGUCGACGAAACUGACUACGCGCUGCUGGGCGAGCGCGCCUCCAAGAACGCCGAAGUCGCGCUCCUGAUGUACACGACGCAGCCGCAGACGCAGACACAGAUGCAGACGCAGACACAGACGCCGACGCUGCAAGCAGCGUACGCGCGCACGGUGCUCAAGCCACUGCCAGACAUCUACAACGCCAACGCCUUGGGCAGCGCGCGCACGCGCAAACGCCACUACGGCAGGUUGCUGGACAAGGCGUUUGCGCGCUGCGUCGUCAAGGCGUACGUCCAUGCGCACCCGCGAUACCACAACCCGGCAUAUUGCCCCGUCACCAAGGCUUUUGUCGGCGACAGUCGGGUUGAGGCGGCGCAGCUGGUUCCGUUUGCGCUGGGCGAGGCGAAUGUUGCGGCUUUGUUGGGUGUGGGGUGCGCGGCUGCGGAAGCGCGGUUGUGCGCGCCUGAGAAUGGGCUGCCGCUGUAUCGGGGCUUGGGCAGGAUGUUUGCGGCUGGGAGCGUCGUGUUUGUGCCGGAUUUUGGGGCGGGCGAGGGAAAGGAAAAGGAGAAAGAGAAAGAAGAAGUGGAAGAGAAGGAAGGGGAAGGGGAGAAGCAGCAGCAGCCAAGGGCACUGAAAACCAGAGUCCUAGCCACCUCCCACAAAGACCUCGACCGCUGCAUCCGCUCCUCCUACCCUUACCAAAACGGCAGCACGGUCCGCCUCCGCGACCUGGACAACGCGCCCCUGGCGUUCGUGACCGCCGCCCGCCCCGACGAAACGUUCCUGUACCUGCGCGCUCUGGUGGCGUGGGCGCUGCACAAACGCCGCUGCGCCACCGACGGCGCAAGAGAACGGAGCGACGUUGCAGCGGAGUUGUGGCGCUGGAGCCAGUGCCGCUCGAUUCGCGGGCAGCGCUGGCUGGCCAAACCGACGCUUCUGGCUCUGGCGGCCGAGAUUGGCGAUCUGGACGAAGCGGACCUGGACGAGGUCGUCGACUUCGGAGAGAAUGCCGACUCCCCUACCGAGUCCACGGCGUCCGCAGACUCGGCCCACGCAGAGCAGUUGCUAACCCUAGCAGUCGCGUGGCGACGCCUUGUCGAUGUCUUUCCCGCCGACGACGACUCUUCCGUCGAUGACAGGUACUCGUACGGCACGACGUUGUCGUCGGAGAGCGAGGGCGAGGAAUUUUUUGGCAGCGAGGAAGAGGGGCAUCCUCGUGUUCGUCCUGUGUGGGCUGAUGAGGACAGCGAUUAUGAUUAUUUUGACAGGGGAGAACGGCUCGAUGUCCUGGGGCCGUGGCUCGACUCUGGUGCUUGUGCUGCUGGCGUUGAUGUUGAUGCUGGGGGCGCGGGCUGGGAGGGGUUGGAGGGGGUGGAAGGGGUGGACGCUGGUGCUGGCUAG
Messenger RNA from Aplosporella prunicola CBS 121167, 1638 nucleotides. RefSeq lists its product as uncharacterized. The coding region runs from base 1 to 1638 and encodes 545 amino acids. The record is from RefSeq and is a predicted model, not a curated record. The transcript has 2 exons. NCBI's taxonomy places the organism in Eukaryota, Fungi, Ascomycota, Dothideomycetes, Botryosphaeriales, Aplosporellaceae.